Drosophila serrata is the source of this 413-nucleotide messenger RNA. RefSeq lists its product as uncharacterized. The record is from RefSeq and is a predicted model, not a curated record. Lineage: Eukaryota; Metazoa; Arthropoda; Insecta; Diptera; Drosophilidae.
AGUCCCAUAAUCGAUACGAUACACACACUCCCCUUGGGCCACCUCUAGACCACAACAGAAAUUUCGGACCAGGAACGAAUCUUGGGAUUCGAUUGGAUUGCGCCAUGCAGAAGAAGCCCAUCAACGCCAACUCCCUGCUGGACAAGCUGCAUCGCGGCGCCGUCUACGCCUGCAUCGGGGUGACCCUGUACGGCACCUACGUGCUGGGUAUGCGCUACUACCACUACUACACAGUCAUUCGGCCGGAGAAGCAGCAGGCGGAGCUAAAGCUGCUGGACGAGGGGGCUCCCGACAAGGCCAAGGAGCUGAAGUACUAGUCGGGCCCACCUCCUUCCACUUGGUUAAUUUGUUAAAUGUCUGCUAAGCGCAAUAAAUUGUAAGGAAAUGUUAGCAUUUUCAGCUGAAAAGGCCAA